This is a messenger RNA of Cannabis sativa, 4281 nucleotides long. Its product is annotated as putative disease resistance protein RGA4. Gene Ontology annotation, biological process: defense response to fungus. Lineage: Eukaryota; Viridiplantae; Streptophyta; Magnoliopsida; Rosales; Cannabaceae. Gene Ontology annotation, molecular function: ADP binding. The transcript is spliced from 4 exons. The record is from RefSeq and is a predicted model, not a curated record. Bases 49 to 3999 code for a protein of 1316 amino acids.
UAGAACUUCUCUCACUACUCACUACUCUCUUCAAUCUGAUCGGAAGCCAUGGCAGCUGAGUUGAUUCUGUCUCCGAUUGCUGACAAAAUCAUUGGUGGUUUGGGAUCUGAAGCUGUGAAACACAUCUCUCUGAUUUGGGGUGUGAAGGAUGAACUUAAAGAUCUCAAAGAAACCAUUUCAACAAUCCAAGCUGUGCUUUUGGAUGCUGAGAAGAAACAGUCUCACAACAACCAAGUCAAGAACUGGCUCCAAAGACUCAGCACUGUGGUUUUUAAAGCAGAUGACUUGAUGGACGAGUUCAACACUCAAGCUUUGAGACGCCAACUCAUCAUGCCUCAAAAUCCAAUGGCCAACAAGGUGUGCACUUUCUUUUCCAGCUCCAACCAACUUGCAUUUCGGUUCAAGAUGAGUCGUAAAAUAGAAGUCAUCCAGAAAAAACUGGCUUCCAUUUCCAAUGAUAGAAACUUUCUUCUAGAGAAAGGAGGUCAAGAGACUCUGACUGCUAGUAGCAGAGUGAGAGAUACUUACUCCUAUGUACGCCAUGAAGAUGUUAUUGGGAGAGAUGUGGAUAGAUCUGUUAUCAUAAAUAAGCUUUUGUUGGAGAGUUGUGAAGAGAGGGUUCCAAUGAUCGCCAUUGUAGGAAUUGGAGGCUUAGGAAAAACCACUCUUGCUAAAAGUGUUUUUAAUGAUGAGAAAGUCCAAAAACAUUUUGAGCUAAAGAUUUGGGUGUGUGUGUCUGAUGAUUUUGACUUGAAAUUAAUUGUUAGAAAGGUUGUUGAGUCCGCGAAAGGUGAUAGCAAUUUUGGAGACCUUGGAAUGGAGUCGUUGCUAAAGAAGUUUCAAGAAAUACUUGGUGGAAAGCGUUAUUUUCUUGUACUAGAUGAUAUAUGGGAGGAGAAUCAUAACAAGUUGUCAGAGUUAAAAAAUUUAAUAAUAAGGGAUGAAAAUGCUGGGAGUAGAGUUGUAGUAACUACCCGGAGUGCACACAUUGCUAAGUUUUUAACGAGCAAGCAACAACCAUAUCAACUAGGUGUUCUUGAUGAAAAUCAAUCUUGGUCUUUGUUUACAAGGGUGGCAUUUGAAGAUGGCUCACGAGAGCGAGAAAACUCUAGCAUUGUGAAGAUUGGAAAGGAGGUUGUGAAAAGGUGUAAAGGAAUUCCCUUGGCCAUCAAAACAAUAGGAAAUUUAUUACAUGGGAAAAGUUUAGAAUCAGAGUGGUCUUCCUUAGAUAAGGAAUUUUCAAAAAUACCAUAUCAACAUGAAGAUGAUAUCUUACCAACCCUCAAAUUGAGCUAUGAUCAUCUUGCCUCCAAUUUGAAACUUUGCUUUGCCUACUGUAGUUUAUUUCCUAAAGAUGAAGAAAUUGAGGUGAUAAAUUUAAUUAACCUUUGGAUGGCACAAGGGUUUCUUAAGUUAUUAGAUGAAAGUCAAGAUCAAUGUUUAGAAGAGGUGGGCUAUGAAUGGUUUAUGACAUUGUUGGAAGGAUCAUUCUUUCAAGAUGUUGAAGUAGAUGAAUUUGGCAUUAUUACAACAUGCAAAAUGCAUGAUUUGAUGCAUGAUCUUGCCGUUCGAGUAAUAGGAGAGGAAUGUACUACAUUUGAAAUUUCAAAUGGCCAAGGAAAUAUCAAGGAAACUACUCAUCAUGUGUCUUUGGUAGGUGAUACUUACUCUGGAAGUGAACUUUCAGUUCUUUUGGUUCAUGCCAAAAAGUUUCGAACAUUUCUCAAACUUUCCAAGUUCGAAGACGAGAAAUUUUUCGAUGCCAUAAUAUCAAAUUGUAAGUUUAUACGUUGUUUGGAUUUGAAAUGUUCAAGUAUGAAACUAGUAUCAAAUUCUAUUGGCAAGUUGAAACACAUGAGAUAUUUAGACCUCUCAGAUAAUUCUCAUCUCAAGUCACUUCCCAAUUCAGUUACUAAUUUGGUGAAUUUGCAAACAUUGAAACUCAAUUCCUGCUCAAAUCUUCAAGAACUACCUACAGAUUUUGAGAAACUCAUCAACCUUAGGCAUCUUGAACUUUCUUUUUGUGACAAAUUGAAUUCUUUGCCAAGUGGAGUAGGUCAGUUGGAAAAUUUGAGAUAUUUGGACCUUUCUUGGAGUUGUGGUCUAUUAUCGUUACCAGAUUCAACUACUGAUUUGUUGAAUUUGCGAACAUUGAAACUCAAUUCCUGCUCAAAUCUUCAAGAACUACCUAGAGAUUUUGAGAAACUCAUUAACCUUAGGCAUCUCGAACUUUCUUCUUGCGAUAAAUUGAAUUCUUUGCCAAGUGGACUAGGACAGUUAACACAAUUGAGAUACUUGGAUCUUUCUUUGAAUGAUGGUCUAUUAUCACUGCCAGAUUCAACUAGUGAUUUGUUGAAUUUGCACACACUGAAACUACGUCAUUGCUCGAAACUCCAAGAGCUUCCUAGGGAUCUUUGGAAACUCAUCAACCUUAGGCAUCUUGACAUUUCUGGUUGUGAUAAAUUGGAGUAUAUGCCAUGUGGACUAGGCCAGCUAACUAAUCUCCAGAAGUUAUCAAAUUAUGUGUUGAUGAAGAGCAAAAAGUCUAUCCCAAGACAUGGUGGUGAGCUAAAGGAAUUGAUGAGGUUGAACAACUUGAGAGGCGGAUUGAAAGUUACAAAUUUGAGUUGUGAGAAAGAUGUGGUAGCAGAGUAUGGGACAGCAAAGUUAACGGAUAAACAAUAUGUUCGAUCAUUGAUAUUGGAGUGGGAUUCUGAUGAAGAUGAAGAUGAAGCUGAGGCUAUUGUUGGUUAUGAAAUGUCAUUAGAAGGUCUUCAGCCACACCAAAAUAUUCAGGAACUAACAAUAAGAAAGUAUGGGGGUGUUAAGCUCUCUAGCUGGCUCUCAUCACUUACAAGCCUAGUGAAAUUAAGAUUAGCAGAUUGUGCAAAAUGUCAGCACCUUGUUCCAUUGAAGCAAUUACACUGUUUGAAGAAUUUGAUGCUUGAGAGGUUGGUAUGUUUAGAGUACAUAUCCAACACUAAUAAUAUGAGUGAAGACUUGAUUGGUUCAACAACAACAUUACUUCCAUCUCUAGACUCACUUUGGUUGUUUGAUUUGCCUAAUCUAAAAGGAUGGUGGAGAGAGAUUGUAACUUGUGGUGAAGAAGAGAAACAUAUGGCCUUGCCUUAUCUCCCUUGUCUUUCAGCAUUAAGGAUAAUUGAUUGUCCUAAGCUGACUUGCAUGCCACCUUACCCACAUUUGAAUGGAACGUUGAUGCUAAGCAAGACUAGCCAAAAGCCAUUCGAAGAGACAUUAAGAGUGAUGAGUAGUAAUGUUAAUGUUAGAUCUAUAUUCCCAACAACGUCUUCUUUUUCACCUCUUUCCAAAUUAGAAUGGCUAAUUCUAGAAAACAUGGAUGAUCUUGAAUGUCUUCCUGAUUGUUUCAAGAGCCUUACUUCUCUCAAUAACUUGAAUAUUAGAAGUUGCCCAAAAUUGAAGAAUUUGUGUCCAGGUAUUCUACAUCUCUCAUCACUUCGACAUUUGGGGAUCAAAAAUUGCGAGGGGUUAGGGGACAUGCUUAAUAGCGACGAUUAUGACUUUAUGUGGCAAGCUCUAAAUGGAAGACUUAACUUGCUAAACUUAUCUAAGUUGCCUAAUAUAGUGAGUGUUCUUCCUAAGGGUAUCCAACAUCUUACAAGUUUACAACAAAUUGAAGUUCACUCAUGUGAUAGUCUGACAACAAUUCCUGAGUGUAUCAAUAACCUCAAAUCACUUAAGACACUUACAAUGGACUCAUGUCCACAUCUGACAUCAUUCCCUGAAGGAAUUCGAAGCCUUACCACUUUGAACGAACUCAAGAUCAAGGAUUGUCCGAUGUUAUUGAGAAGAUGCAAAAGGAAUACAGGUGAAGAUUGGGAUAAGAUUUCUCAUAUUCAACACUUGGACUUACUUCCAGAUCCCAACAACACUGAAGAAAAUGAGAAUUCAUCAAAUGGAUGCAAUCUCUUUAACAAGUUUGGGCUCCACAAUAUUAUUAAUAAAAGAGAUCAAGGAUAGAUAUGUAUAGAAGAUUGUUCUUUUUUUUCCAAAUGGAGAUGGAAAUUAAAUACAUUAAUUAUCUUCAUGAUAAUUCUGUAUCAAUAAAGGUAAAGAAUGAGGGAAUUGGAGAUGCAAGAACAACUUAUCAUAAGUUGAUGGUGCCUUCAAUUAAGUCUUGUUGUUAUAGAGAUUACAAAUAAUUUUAUGUCUAAGCCAAUGAAAUGUGUAAUCCCUUAUAUUGUAUUGUAUUAUGUUUCCUUGUUUACUUGAUUGAUUCAAAAUUAUUUAUUACAAAAUGAA